AUGCGCGGGGUGCAGGGGCCGCGUGCUCGAGGAGCCCGACGCCGAGGCCCCGCCCCCGCCCCGCCCCGCCCCGCCCCCGGGCCUCGGGGGCACGUGGUCGCCUCCAGGCCUCGCUCGUGCCCGCGCCGGGCUCGGGCGCUGCCUCCGCCCCGCCCGCUUGCGCUUCUCUUCUCUCCCACCGCCGCUGUCAACGCCGUCGUCGCCCGGGGCCGCGCCUCGAGGAAGGUGCGCGUGACCUCCGCCGCCCUGCGGCCCGGGGGGCUGCCGAGCCCUGGCCCAACCCGGGGAGGCCCGCGUCGUGGGCGCCGAGAAGCAGGACCGGCCCGGCAGCGGCUGCACCUGCUGGGCCCGGCCCCGCCACUCGUGCCCCCCGCCCCCCGCCCCCGGCCCCGCCCGGGUAAAAAGCCAUAUGCGCGGAGUCCCGCAGUCGCGCCCGCGGGGGCCGUGGGAGCUGCGGGGGGCGCGCUUCGGGUGCGGGGACUCCUCGCCCAGCCCCAGAGCUGCGGGUCCCGGGGCGUCUCCGCGCCUUCCCCACGGACCGUGUGCCCAGGCCCCGCGGAGCCCACGCCCUCCCUUUGCGCCCCGCGCGUUCCGCCGCCCGAGAUGCUGCUCUGCCCGCGGAGCCCAACGGCCGCCGCCCCCCGAGGGCCGCAAGGGCAGCGGUCGCCCCCCCCGGGGCUCUGGGUUCCCCGGCCGCAAGGCGGCUGGAUCCGCUGCCCCGGGCCCAGGUGCGCGGCCGCCCCCGGCGUGGGCCCCGUGAACUCGGCGGGCAGCGCCCUGGCUCGUGGGUUUUCCGCAGCUGAGAGCGAGGUCACCCUGGCCGCGGGCGUCCUGAGCCUGGCGGCCGCGCGGGCCCUUCAGAGCUGCUGGGGAGCCCGGGGCAGGCUGCGGGCGGGGCGGGAGCCGAGGCCGGGGCGGUGGGGGGGUCCCCCCUCGGCUCUGGAACCAGCCCAGCUGCCCCCGCGGAAUCAGGGGGGCCGGGCGGCUGUCCCGGGGCUCCCGGCGCCACAGGGGCGGUGGCAGCGGCCGCCCGUGGGUGAAGCCAGCUCCCGAGCGCCCGGGCUGCGUGCAGGGGUGCGGAUCCGCUGCAUGCCGGCCCGGUGCCCCCGAGGCCCCCGAGGCCCGAGCCCCCGUGUCACCCCGUCGGGGCCCCGUGUCCGCCCCGCCCUCGCGGACCUGGGCGCCCCGGAGGCCCGUCCCCACGGCCCGCACCUGCGCUGCGUCCCGCCCGGCGUCGGGUCCCGCCCCGCGCCCCGGGGUGCGACGGUCGAGGGGCGCCUGCGGGGGACACGGGGCCCGGUCGGGACCCUGGGGACCGUGGGACGCGGAGCCCAGGUCCGGCGCCGCCCUCCGCCCUCUGCCCGAGCCGAGCGGGGGCAGCACGGGGCGCGGCCGCUCCUCCAGGAGGCCGGGCCCGCGGAUGUCUCCACCCCGAAGGACCCACCGGCCGCCCCCGAUCCCGGGGCCUGGAAGCUUCGAGACCCGGCGGGGCGGCCCCACGGGGACCCGCCGUGGUCGCGGGAGGAAGGACGCGCGGCCCCGCCCGCUCCGCCCGGCGGCACCCCCCCCCCCCCCCAGCUUCAGUCGGGGCGGAGGACGAAGCCCCAGAAUUUGGGGGGACGCGAGUGCGGCAGGGGCGGGGCGAGUGAGGGGGUGGAGGGGCUGCAGGCCGGUGCCGGGGCUCCCCAGCUGGGCCGAGCUCGGAUGACGCCAGUUUCCCGCCCAAACCGGAGGUUUAGCCACAGGCGGAUCCGGGAUCCGAGGGAAGGCGCCGCGGCCGGUCUCCAGGGGCGCCUCCCGGGAACCCCCUCCUCCCCGGGCCGCGGCGCCCCGACCUCCGCCUCCUUCCCGAGCUGA
Messenger RNA from Canis lupus familiaris (dog), 1857 nucleotides. Its product is annotated as collagen alpha-1(I) chain-like. The record is from RefSeq and is a predicted model, not a curated record. The transcript has 5 exons. The coding region runs from base 1 to 1857 and encodes 618 amino acids. NCBI's taxonomy places the organism in Eukaryota, Metazoa, Chordata, Mammalia, Carnivora, Canidae.